Raphanus sativus (radish) is the source of this 889-nucleotide messenger RNA. RefSeq names its product formin-like protein 20. Gene Ontology annotation, molecular function: ubiquitin binding. Gene Ontology annotation, biological process: ubiquitin-dependent protein catabolic process via the multivesicular body sorting pathway. Gene Ontology annotation, cellular component: ESCRT I complex. NCBI's taxonomy places the organism in Eukaryota, Viridiplantae, Streptophyta, Magnoliopsida, Brassicales, Brassicaceae. The transcript has 5 exons. Bases 124 to 789 code for a protein of 221 amino acids. The record is from RefSeq and is a predicted model, not a curated record.
GGAACACACGUAUCCUUAUAUCCAAACACAUCUCACCCCCCUUCGAGACUUCUUCCUUCUUCCUUCUUCUUCUUCCUCGCCGAUCGCAACUUCCGUCUUCUCUCAGCAAAUCCUUUAACGACAAUGGAUUACGACUUCAGAAACAAGUCAGGUCCCUCCUACGGCCGUCCUAUGUACCCAUCUCCUUCUCCAUCAUCUAUGUACACCGGUCCUCCCGGAUACCCAAAGAUCGGUGGCGGCCAACCGUUUUUCCCUCCGCCGCCGGAGAGAACCCCGUCGUUUCAACACAACCCCUCUUCAUCUGGAUUAGGAAUCAAGGUGACUCUCAAGCCUGACUAUCGUAUCACUCCUCCGCCUCCGUUGUUGCCUCGAGUUGGAGAUGUUCCUAGGAGCAGCUUUCAGUUCGAUUUCGGACUAGAAAGGAAGGUUCUUGCUGAGGCGGAGAAGGAUAACCCUGAUUGGAGCAAGUUUGGGUCCGACCAUCCUCCUCCUCCUCCUCCACCGGCGAACUUUUCACAACCGCCGCCGGCUAAUUUUGCACAACCACCACCGGCACAUUCAAUGGGUGUAGAUCCUGUAGUGAUGAAAUAUGCUGGGCUAAACCGAGAAGCUGUCAACAUCGCUGUUGCAAACUAUGGUGAUAAUCCCACAAAGGUUCAUGAAUUUGCAAAUGGGUUCAGUGCGAUAAGGGAGAUGGGGUUCCCAACGAACGCUGUUGCAGAUGCUCUCUUCAUGUUCGAGAACGACACUGAGAAGGCAUUGUCACAUUUGCUCCAUGGUUCUUCUUGAACUUUUUUUAGACUUUCAAAUUAUCCUCCUUCUAUAGUGUGUAAGUAAAACAUCGAAUAAUGUAAAAGAUUGACAAAAGUAUAAACAUUGUUUUCUUUCA